CAUAAUCAAGGACAAAUAUAUAUAUACAUAUCCAUAUAUUUUAUUUGUAGGCCAGAGCCUCCACAAAAAGUUCCCUCCGCACCGCCGCCACCUCCUCCUCCACCACCACCGUUGCCAGAACCGACCCCGCCGGAACCAGAGGAAGAAAUUCUAGGAUCCGAUGAUGAGGAACAGGAAGAUCCUGCAGAUUAUUGCAAAGGUGGCUACCAUCCAGUGAAAAUUGGAGAUCUUUUCAAUGGUCGAUAUCACGUUAUCAGAAAAUUAGGAUGGGGUCACUUCUCUACAGUCUGGCUAUGCUGGGACAUGCAGGGGAAACGGUUUGUCGCAAUGAAAGUUGUGAAAAGCGCUCAACAUUAUACGGAGACAGCCUUGGAUGAAAUAAAAUUGCUGAAGUGUGUCCGUGAAAGUGACCCUAACGAUCCAAAUAAAGACAUGGUGGUGCAAUUAAUUGACGACUUUAAAAUUUCUGGCUUGAACGGCAUACAUGUCUGUAUGGUUUUUGAGGUACUCGGACAUCACCUUUUAAAAUGGAUAAUUAAGUCCAGCUAUCAGGGCCUUCCGAUCCAUUGUGUAAAAAGUAUAAUAAAACAGGUAUUGCAGGGUUUAGAUUACCUCCACAGCAAAUGUAAGAUCAUUCAUACGGAUAUCAAACCAGAAAACAUCUUGAUGUGUGUAGAUGACACCUACGUGCGGAGAAUGGCGGCGGAAGCUACUGAGUGGCAGAAAGCAGGAGCCCCUCCUCCCUCUGGCUCCGCAGUGAGCACUGCCCCACAACAAAAGCCUAUCGGAAAGAUAUCUAAAAAUAAAAAGAAGAAACUAAAAAAAAAGCAAAAGAGGCAGGCCGAGCUGCUAGAAAAACGUUUGCAGGAAAUAGAGGAACUGGAGCGAGAAGCGGAGAGGAAAAAAACAGAAGAAAAUGUAACCUCUACUACUCCGUCCAACAAACAAGAGGACGGGUACCAUCCCGAAGUUAAACUAAAAACUGUAGAGUUAGAGGAAGUGGCAGACGAAGAACCUGGGAACGAAGAAGAUGGAGACACAGAAGACCAAGACGAGAAAGACGACACGGAAAAAGAAAAAGACACGGAGAAGGACGAGGACCUGGAACAAGAACUGGCCAAUUCAGAGUCCGCGGAUCCCGCUUGGAUAGAAUCUCCCAAAACCAAUGGCCACAUUAUAGAUGGCCCUUUCUCCCUGGAAGAGCAGAUUGAGGAGGAAGAGGAAGAGGAAGAGGAGGAGGAGGAAGAAGGCCCGAAUGCCGAGCAAUAUAACCUCGAUGCGCCCGACGCGAAAAGCGAGUACAGCUACAGCAGCUCUUACGAACAAUUUAAUGGCGAAUUGCCAAACGGACGUCAUAACAUUCCAGAAUCACAAUAUUCGGAAUUCUCCGCUUCGGCGUUCCCCGGAGCUUUAGAUUCCAUCGCUUGUGGUUUGGCGGUUUCUGAAGAGUCGACCGUAACCGAAAGAGACGGAAGCACUCCAUCCCACGACAGGAGCAGGACGGUUUCAGCAUCUAGCACCGGAGACUUGCCAAAACUGAAAACUCGGGCUGCUGAUUUGCUGGUGAAUCCUUUGGAUCCGAGGAACGCCGAUAAAAUUAGAGUUAAAAUUGCCGACCUGGGCAAUGCUUGCUGGGUGCAUAAACACUUUACGGAAGAUAUCCAGACCCGACAAUAUAGAUCGAUUGAAGUUUUAAUAGGAGCCGGUUACAGUACACCCGCUGAUAUCUGGAGUACAGCAUGUAUGGCCUUUGAAUUGGCAACCGGAGACUAUCUCUUCGAACCGCAUUCUGGCGAGGACUAUUCGAGAGACGAGGACCACAUAGCACACAUCAUAGAGCUCCUCGGGAAUAUCCCAAGGCACUUUGCUCUCUCUGGAAAAUAUUCUCGGGAAUUCUUCAACCGCAGAGAUCACAUAGCAUUGAUCAUUGAACUGCUGGGAAAAGUCCCUCGAAAACACGCAAUGUUGGGGAAAUAUUCCAAGGAGUUUUUCACCAAAAAAGGAGAACUUCGGCACAUUACCAAACUGAAACCCUGGAGCCUGUUUGACGUCCUGGUGGAGAAAUACGGCUGGCCGCAGGAAGACGCGGCCGAGUUUACCGAUUUCCUGAUCCCCAUGUUGGAAAUGGUUCCGGAAAAGCGAGCCUCGGCUGGCGAAUGUCUUCGGCACCCUUGGCUGAAUUCGUAGCAGCGGCCUGGGGUCGAACACGUCGGGCCAGGCCCCCCCCCCUCCUCCACCGCCACUUUCUCGCGCAUCAAACCUAAACGGUGACUGUCAUAAAUGCUCUUAAGAGAAUGGUCAAUGAGCUGUCUUCAAUCCAAGACUUUUAUUUUUUACUUUGAGGUACCGUUUGACUUUUUGCUUUUUCGUGCACUGUGUUCUGGGGGGGGGGGAGGAGGAGAAAGGAAGAUGGCCUAUUUGUCUUCAACUAGUAGUUCUACUGACUAUCUCCUGUAAAAAAAAACACACACACAUACACAAAACACCCCACUUAACUCUUGUGUCUUUAAGCAUUGUUUCUUGUGUUGUGUGGAAUUCAAGCAUUGACUUUUGGAGCCGCCCGACUCUUCUUCCCAUAAACGUGUUUUUAGGGCAGGUUUGUAACUAUUUAUGGAAACUAUUUUAGCUGAAUAUUCUAUCAUUUACCAGUGUGAGACGUUGAUUGAGUCCGAGUUUGGAAAUGUACAAUUCUUAUUUUUCGAGCAAAAGGGACCUUGUUCUUGUAAAAUAGCGUUAUGUAAAUGCACCCUGUAAAUGUUUAUUUCCAUUAAAAACAAACAAAAAAACAAAA
Molecule: messenger RNA, 2791 nt
Organism: Crotalus tigris (Tiger rattlesnake)
Lineage: Eukaryota; Metazoa; Chordata; Lepidosauria; Squamata; Viperidae
Product: SRSF protein kinase 2-like
Exons: 15
Biological process (GO): protein phosphorylation; spliceosomal complex assembly; regulation of mRNA processing
Molecular function (GO): protein kinase activity; ATP binding
Source: RefSeq, a predicted model, not a curated record